Molecule: messenger RNA, 672 nt
Organism: Macrosiphum euphorbiae (potato aphid)
Lineage: Eukaryota; Metazoa; Arthropoda; Insecta; Hemiptera; Aphididae
Source: the annotation of a GenBank genome assembly
AUGGAUUCCCCUACUGCUGAUUACGGCACGAUUCUCAACGUCGUCACUGAAGCCACCGCUCCAACGGCCGCGUCGGCCACCCUAUCGGAUUACAUGCGCUUAAGCUUAAGCUUGUGUACAGUCGUUGCCCGGCUUCGGGCGUCCGGAUGGUACUACGAGGGCGCCAAUGCACAGGCCAUGGCCACGGAUGCGCUGACCAGAAUGCCGGCAGGCCGAUUUUUCGUUCGAGAUUCCAGACACUUGGGACACCUGUUCACGAUGGACGUGCAAACAGGCCGAAUCGGCGAGUCCCGGCUCAUAAGCGUCCGGUUCACGUACGAGGAUGGCAUGUUCGGCCUGGACACGAUGCCACAGCACGCAGAUGCUCACUGCAGCGUCCCGAAGUUCCGGUGUCCGAUCGAGCUGGUCGAAUACUACGUACGGAUGUGCCGGAUCCAGGUGGCCCAUAUCCAGAUACCCGUGCACCCCACGUGGGUCGACCAGAGUGGCAAGUUCUUUUCUUGGAUGCACAUCAUCCGGCCAAUGGUUAAGGUCACCGCCGAAGAGUUCCCGUCACUAAAGCACAUGUCCCGCCUGGUAAUCAACCGGCACAAUCAACUCAUCACAAUGGCUUCUACAUCACAACCAAACCAAUUGAUGGAAUAUUUACUUCAAUAUCCGUAUAGCCUGUGA